Messenger RNA from Suncus etruscus (white-toothed pygmy shrew), 951 nucleotides. RefSeq names its product olfactory receptor 51F2-like. Gene Ontology annotation, molecular function: G protein-coupled receptor activity; olfactory receptor activity. Gene Ontology annotation, biological process: G protein-coupled receptor signaling pathway. Gene Ontology annotation, cellular component: membrane. NCBI's taxonomy places the organism in Eukaryota, Metazoa, Chordata, Mammalia, Eulipotyphla, Soricidae. Bases 1 to 951 code for a protein of 316 amino acids. The record is from RefSeq and is a predicted model, not a curated record. The transcript has a single exon.
AUGUCCGAGGUACAGAAUGUCACAUCCUCUUCCCUCAUUUUUCUUCUAACUGGUGUUCCUGGAUUGGAAGCCUUCCACAACUGGAUCUCUAUUCCCUUCUGCUGUCUCUAUAUAACUGCUCUCUCUGGAAACAGCCUGAUCCUCUUUGCCAUUGUUACUCAGCCCACUCUUCAUGAACCCAUGUACUAUUUUCUGUCAUUGCUCUCCACUACUGACCUGGGUUUAUCCAUAUCCACUCUGGUCACCAUGUUGGGUAUAUUCUGGUUCAAUGCCAGGGAAAUCAGCUUUGAUGCCUGUGCAUCACAGAUGUUUUUUAUUAAAUUCUUCACUGUUAUGGAAUCUUCAGUGCUAUUGGCCAUGGCCUUUGAUCGUUUUGUGGCUAUUUCUAAUCCCCUCAGGUAUGCCACCAUUUUAACUGACUCUAAAAUAGUUCAAAUUGGAGUGGCAACUGUCCUCAGGGGUACAGUAGUGAUAACUCCAAUGGUGGCACUUCUUAAAAGGCUGUCCUUCUGCCGCAGCCAUAUACUCCACCACUCUUACUGCUUCCAUCCAGAUGUGAUAAGGCUUUCAUGCACAGACACCAAAAUCAACAGUAUAGUUGGGUUGACUGCUAUGAUCUCUACAGUUGGCGUGGACUCUAUCCUCAUCCUCCUUUCUUAUAUUUUAAUCAUCAAAACUGUCCUCAGCAUUGCAUCCCCAGAAGAGAGGAAGAAAGCCUUCAGCACAUGUAUCUCCCAUAUUGGAGCUGUUGCUAUUUUCUAUAUCCCAUUGAUUAGUCUGUCCUUUGUUCACAGAUUUGGGAAAGGAAUUCCAGACUAUGUACAUACUAUGAUUGCUGACACCUACUUGCUGAUACCUCCUGUAAUGAACCCCAUCAUCUACAGUGUGAAGACCAAACAAAUACGUAGAGCUUUGAUUAAAAUUCUCCACUCCAAAGAUAUAGGAUCAUAG